AUGAUCACAGUUAGACUUGCUGGAAAAGGAUGUGCCACUCCCCUCAGUGGUCCCUGUGACAACGGUGAGAAGAUGCUGAAGACAUGGUAUUCUAUCCUGCUGUGUUGGCUGUCCUUGCAGCUUGAGGCUAAUCCUGGUCUUAAAGUGAGGAUUACUCAGAAGGGGCUGGACUACGGCAGGAGGAUUGGGAUGGAGCUCCUGAAGCAAGCAGUAUUGAAAGAGACCUUCCCAAGCUGGAGUGGGCAGGAGAGUUUCUCAGUUGUUAAAGUCAACUAUGUAAUUUCAAGGCUCAGAAUUAAUGCUGUAGAUUUCCCAGAAACUUCUGCUUCCUUUAUUCCUGGCAUUGGCAUUAGUCUGUCAGUGGCACAUGCUUCUGCUACAAUCAGUGCAGACUGGAGAAUGAACGCAUGGCUGCUCAAAGACCAAGGAGGAAUUACUGUGUCCAUCUCAGGACUGUUUAUUGCAGUUAUCUUCAAAGUGUCAAGGAAUAGCACAGGCCGCUUGUCCAUGUUGCUACACAGUUGCCAGCUGAGCAUUAAUAGUGUAAAAGUCAAGUUAAAUGGAGGAUCUAGCUGGAUCUAUAGCUUUCUAUCUGGUUAUCUUGAGAAGCCCAUUCACACCAAAUUGGAUAAAAAUCUAUGCCUAAAUAUCAAAAACAAAAUCCAAAUGAUGGAUGCACAGCUAAGAAAGCAUAAGGUCUUAAGCCAGAUUGAUGCCUUUGCACAAAUAGACUAUUCCCUAGUUAGUUCUCCAGCAGUCUUCAAAUCACACAUUAACUUGGAUUUGAAGAUUGCUCUGAGUUACGUAACAGCGUGCCCAGUGCUGCUGAAGCUGAUGGCUACAUCACCACCUGCGGUCAGUUUACAUGCAGACAGAUGCAUCCUACAGAUCACUGGCUGUGUAGAAGUGUUUGCUGUUCUGCCAAAUUCAACUACCCAGUACAUCUUUACAGGGAAUCUAGGUCAUCUGGUGAUUGCCACUGAUGUUCACUACAAACAUGAGGAAGGGGGAGAUGAGGACCUUCACAGUCACUCCUAA
This is a messenger RNA of Fulmarus glacialis (Northern fulmar), 1038 nucleotides long. RefSeq names its product BPI fold-containing family C protein-like. Lineage: Eukaryota; Metazoa; Chordata; Aves; Procellariiformes; Procellariidae. The record is from RefSeq and is a predicted model, not a curated record. The coding region runs from base 1 to 1038 and encodes 345 amino acids. Gene Ontology annotation, molecular function: lipid binding. The transcript has 10 exons.